This is a messenger RNA of Gekko japonicus, 1575 nucleotides long. RefSeq names its product NTPase KAP family P-loop domain-containing protein 1-like. The coding region runs from base 1 to 1575 and encodes 524 amino acids. The transcript has 4 exons. NCBI's taxonomy places the organism in Eukaryota, Metazoa, Chordata, Lepidosauria, Squamata, Gekkonidae. The record is from RefSeq and is a predicted model, not a curated record.
AUGAAAGACCACAACACCAACGAAGACAUUUAUUGCGAAGCCUUGGCGGAAACUCUACAUCAUGUUGCGCUACCCGUGACGGUGGGAUUUUAUGCCCCAUGGGGGCGAAACAAGAGAAGCCUCUUAGACAAAGUCAAAGGUGCCUUGACCAGGAGAAGUGAAGAAAGAAAGGAUGGCAAAGGUGGCGGAGGAAGUGGGACUUCUCUGCUCUCCCUCGUCUGGCGCGUCAUUUUUUAUCUCCCCGUCUUCGAUUCCCUAUCGUCCGAGAGAGUCCGAUACAUCUUCAUCAGCUUCGACGCCUGGGAGUACGUUGGGUGUGACCACACCUGGGCCGGCCUUGUGACGACACUGCUGGAUGAAAUUGAAGAGAAAAAUAAAAUACUGUUCAUGGUCAUGAAGAAUGUUCUUUUCACGAUGAGAAUGAAGCUUCAGAAGGACAUGAACAGGAAGGAUCUCAGUGCGCAGCUGGGCUUCAUGCACUCUGUGAAGGAAGAGGUCAAAGCCACCAUCCACUUCCUCCGCCUCAUGGCACUCAGAGAGGACAGAGAGAUCCGGGUGGUCUUGAAGAUCACCAGCUUGGACUUAUGCACUCCAGACAAGGUGGUGGCAGUCCUGGACGCCAUCAAUAUCCUUCUUUGUGACCCAAACGCUCCCUUUAUCUCCAUCCUGGCUGCCGACCCAAGCAUCCUAGUGGAAUGCAUUCAAUGGUCAAGCAAUACCUGCAGCAACGGCUACUUGUACUUGGACCGCAUCAUUUCCUUGCCCUUCUCUCUGCCGCGGAUGAGUCCGAUGGCCAAGUCACAGUUACUCAAAGGGAUUUUGAAAAACCAGAUGAAGGGGGGUUCCACUGUAAAUCCAGGUGAAGGACACCACGCAGAAAGUCGUAACAAAGGUAGGGUAUUAACCAGAAAGGAAAUUGAGCAAAUCAGUCACUACUUAUGCCAUGAGAAUUUUGAUGCCUACUUCCCGGGGAACUCUGUCCAGAUGAAGAGGGUCGUGAACACUGUGCUGACCGUGUGGACCAUGAUCAAAAUGGGAUUUCGACCCAAAGGAGGACACCAAAGGAAUGGAACAGAUGAGAGAGAGAGAAUCGAAGAGAUGAUCGAUUGGGUUGUCCUUGCCAAUUGUUGGCCUUGCCGUCUGAGCUGGAUUUUGCAAUGCGUGGAGGAUGAUCAGCAGCGAAGUAUACUUGAGGAAAGCCAAAGAAGGGCCUGCCAGGACAGUGUGGGAAAUGCAGAAGGACACCCACAGGGGAGAAUCUCAGAGAGGAACGGCAGGGGAUUACUGGACGUUUAUGAGGCCAACGCUUGGGAUCUGGACAGGAUGAAGUACAACCUCAGGAAGCUUUUGGAACUUGAUGGAGACCCUGACCUUUUCCGAACCUUCUUGCAGAAGAGCCAUUUUACAGUCGGGCGGGCCAGGUAUUUUUCUGACCUCCUCCUCAAUUUGGACUUCUCCUUAAAACGGCGCUUUGAAUUGCUGCGUGGUCUCAGCAGGAUCGCCAGGGAGAAGGAAAGGGUGGAUCUCCUCCCAGUGAGAAACACCGAGACGUAUGGCCAAGUGCAGGACAAUUAA